AUGUUUCUCAUAUUCGUUCUAUUUUUGAGUGGAAUUUUAUUUAACGGACUAGGACUGGCUGAUGUCAGCGUAGGCGUAUCAUCGCUGGCCAUUAACCAACUACACACAUCAUUACUGACCGGUAUCCACCGACUAGUGUUGGACGCAAAUUCUCUGGGAGUUUCUUGUUUUCCUAUAAUAAGUGAACCGGAGGCUAGUAGGCAAGGCAGAAUUAAGGUGUUGUUGGACGAAUUGGAGUUGUACGAUGGUGGAAAGCCAGACGAUUUAAAAGUACCGGUUUUGUUAUUCCGUUAUGAAGAUAUUUUAAACUUCACUACACUUCCAUCAUAUGAGGAAUAUGACAUAGGGUAUGCAUCCAAUUAUAGCUCUAACCAAUUGAAUUGGGAAAGCUAUUUCUUGAAGAACACGGUAGACUUUGAACGAAAUAAGUUCAUAUUGGAUUUGUAUGAAGGGUACAAUGAAAUUGAUGAAAAGCGAAUUUAUAAUGGAUUUUUAGAUGCAUCAAAAGAGAAUGGUAAUAAUGAAGCAGUACUACCAGUCAAUGAGUCUGGAAUGUAUUGCGUUUAUAUUGCUCCACCUAUUGACAAAAAUAUUAAGAUAAUGAGCGCACCUGUGGACAUAGGAUAUUCAAAAUUGUAUUCGAGUAGCAUGUUUUAUGCUCAUUACUGUGAAACAAAAUAUAUUAUUGGAAUUGGCCUAUUGCUAGCAGCAUACUUAGUACAUGAUACUUUAAAAUUUACCAAGGAUAAACAAUUGAGCAUUACGCAUAUGCCAAUUAUUUCCAAGGCAGUUAUAUUUUAUGUCUUGGUACCAUUAUUAUCAUUCGUUUCUCUUGAGUGGCUCAUUAUAUUCAUAGAAACACACUGCAAUUUAACUAGUCGCAGAAUAUGCUUCUUUAAAUAUUUCCGUCUAACGAAUGAAUGGAUUCAACCUAAUUGGAAGACGUUACUCAGGUUUUAUGUUUUACAAUUAACUAUGGGGUAUGGGGUAAUUUAUUACCAUAGAGGAGCCUCUCGCACAUUCAGUAAAAUGCCAAAGAGGACCAAGAACGUGGCAUGGGCACUUUUUAUCACCAAUAUCGUUUUGAGUAACGCUCAAAAAGCAUACGAUAAGUAUGAUACUGGUUUGAUGGCCUACCCUAUUAGAAUCAUAUGUACCGUAUGUUCUUUUGGCUCAUUCGCCUUUCCUUUCAUUUGGUACUUCGUAUCAUUCAUCUAUUAUUUCAAAACGCGGAAUAUUAUUAAGAAAUUGCCACCUACGUCGACAGUCACAGAAGGAAUUGAUGCCAAUACCAGAAUCAUGAAAGCAUUUAAACAAUCUAGUCUUAUAAUCUUUAUAUCACCAACUAUUUCGGGGUUGGCAUGGUUUAGCUCAUUUGCACGUAUGGCUGUCAAAGUCUUUUACUCAGCGAUAAAUGACAUUUCUUCGGAUUUGGACGUAAGUGAGAAAGUAUCAUCAAGAGAAUCGUUAAUAGUACUGGUAAAAUUAUCGAACCAUGUAAUGCUGUAUACCGAAGAUAGCGUCAAGUCUAUAAAUGAAAAAUGGCCUGGGGCUAUCAAGAUAUAUCUAACUAUUGCAUUAUUAUACGUGAUUUGGAUAAGAAAUAGCAAUGUAUUAGUCCUUGAAGAUGAAAAGGGGGACCUCAAAGAGUAG
Messenger RNA from Debaryomyces tyrocola, 1653 nucleotides. Lineage: Eukaryota; Fungi; Ascomycota; Pichiomycetes; Serinales; Debaryomycetaceae. The record is from the annotation of a GenBank genome assembly.